GAAGCAGAUUCUACUGACAGAUAGUUCAGAAAGGUUUCCUGUUCUGGUUUUGAAUAAACUGUUCUUUUGAGGAGUCUUGGUUUGCAAACAGAAUACAUCUCCUCAGUAUCUUGAUCCAUCAGUCUAGGUCUGCAGCAAUGCAUCAGUUCACUUCAAUAAUGUUUUCACUGCUAGUCAUUACUGGGCUGCAGGUGAGUGUUCAGACGGGAGAAAAACGUUCGGAGCCAAACCUCGACAGACCGUAUAAAUCAGAGCUAACUGUGACAAAUGGAGGAGGCUGGGGAUUUUGGGGAGAGGUGGACAUGUGUCCAGAUGGAACGUAUGCCGCAGGGUUUAGCCUAAAGGAACAUGAAGCUGAAUGUAGACGUCAAUGUGGUGUUUACCUCCAGGAACACCUGGAGGAUUGGAGAAAAGCUUAUUCAUUUAGUUUUUCUAAUGGGUUGGGUUCUGUUCUUAAGGUGGAAGCUCCUGUUGGUCAAGCGGAUGACACUGCACUCAACGGGAUUCGUCUUUACUGCGUUGGAUCUGGAAACUUAACAGACUCGUAUCCCAGCUACUGCAAAGUUCAGUCUGAUGUAGCCAGCUGGGGUCAGUGGACUGAUAUCACAUGGUGUCCUUCUGCGUUGUUGACCGCUUUUCAGCUGAGCGUUGAACCACCUCAAGGAAAUGCUGAUGAUACGGCUGCAAACAACAUCAUGUUCCGCUGCAGUAAUGGUGUUUCCCAGCUUGGUAAUGGAACAGACUUGGGUGAUUGGGGCGACUGGAGUGACACAUGUGAAGGAACCGGGAUUUGUGGUCUGAGGACACUGGUAGAACUGCCUCAAGGAAAUGGAGAUGACACCGCUCUCAAUGAUGUGAUCAUGUACUGCUGUGACUAAGGUGUCCGAGGAUGACGACAACCACAAGGUCAGAUGGAUCUCUACUGUUGAGCUCACAUUAACGAUGUCCUGCUCCUAGUCCAGAUAUAAAGCCUGAAAUGCGCUCUGAACCUCAUCACUGAGCAGAGGCUGAUGGUACAACUCACUUGUGUCUUAAUGCACUUCACAAUCCAUGAACUCCAUAUUCUACAUAAACUGUAGGGCUUCAUUAUAUCCUAACAUUAAAAUAUUCAACUCUGA
Messenger RNA from Carassius auratus (goldfish), 1118 nucleotides. Its product is annotated as vitelline membrane outer layer protein 1 homolog. The record is from RefSeq and is a predicted model, not a curated record. NCBI's taxonomy places the organism in Eukaryota, Metazoa, Chordata, Actinopteri, Cypriniformes, Cyprinidae. The transcript is spliced from 6 exons. Bases 138 to 878 code for a protein of 246 amino acids.